UUUCUCACUCUUCUCCUCCCUCAAUCAUGCUCUGAUCUCUCUACUCUCAUCGCUAUGGCUAUGGCCAAGAAGAAGACGUGGUUCACCUUUCUCAAGAGGCUCUUCGUCUCUGAAUCACAUAAGAAGGAUCGCAAGCGGCAGCAGCAGCAGCGAUGGGCAUUCCGACUACUAAAGAUGAAGGAGCUGUCCACGGCUAAGGACCGGCUGCAAUGGGAAACAGCAGAACCAACUAAAGAUGCUGUGGCUGCUUCUCCAAUACCAGCAGCCACAGCCUCGCGGAUUGAGGAUUCCCACAAGGCUAGGCAUCGAGCAUGCAAUAGAAGCAACAGCCAGCAUCUCUGGAAUUUGGCUGCCAUCAAAAUUCAAGCAGCUUUCCGUGGCUUUCUAGCGAGGAAGGCACUGCGGGCAUUGAAAGGAGUAGUGAAGCUGCAAGCGCUGAUCCGCGGCUGGGCAGUGCGGCAGCAGGCAAUAAACACCCUCAAGUGUCUGCAAUCAAUUGUCAACAUUCAGACAGAAGUUUGCUCAAAGAGAAGUGAAAGAAUCAGAGACAAAUCACAUGAUCUUAGAGAAAAGGACAUCAAGAUGGAUUUAAACAGCCAAAAAAGGUGGGAUGAUAGUACACUUACAAAGGAGGAGGCGAAGGCUCAUUUCAUGACUAAAAGAGAGGCUUCCAUAAAGAGGGAAAGGAUCAGAGAAUACUAUUUGAGCCAUAGGAGAUCAGCAGAAACUGAACGCGACAGAGCAUAUGGUAGACGGCGAUAUUGGUUAGAGCAGUGGGUCGACGCCCAGCUGGAGAAAGGCAGCAAGCUGAGGAACCUGGACAGAACAUUGUCAGCCAAUUCAAGUAUCGGCAGAGAAGAAUCACAUGGCGGCAGAAAAUUACCGAACUUAAGACCCCUGCAAAAGCACUGUCAAGCAGAGAUGUCGGAUUCUCCUGGCUAUAAUAUCCCGAGAAGAGUGUACCAUCACAGGAAGCAGCGGUCCAUAGGCGAGGAGGGGUUGUUCGCCACGGGCUCUGGCUCGCCAGCAAUUCCUGCAUACAUGGCUGCCACCGAGUCUGCCAGAGCGAAAACUAGAUCGUUGAGCUCGCCUAGGCUGAGACCACUUACCUUCGAUGUCUGCUCAGAGAUUGCCUCCCCUUACAAGCAUAAGCUGUCCCCUAUAUCUUCGAUCAAUAGCGAGCUCACAAGCAGCAGUUGGGUUGGGAAUCAUGUAAACUUGUCCACGCAAAGAUCUCCACGCCUGAAAAGUAUGCCGGGUCCUAUAAAAUCAACCAUGAGCACCAAGGAACUUCGACUCCGAGGGAUGUGCUACCAAAAUGGAAGCCAUGCAAAUCCUGCAGGGAAAUGA
Andrographis paniculata is the source of this 1350-nucleotide messenger RNA. Its product is annotated as protein IQ-DOMAIN 11. Gene Ontology annotation, molecular function: protein binding. The transcript has 5 exons. The record is from RefSeq and is a predicted model, not a curated record. Bases 55 to 1350 code for a protein of 431 amino acids. Lineage: Eukaryota; Viridiplantae; Streptophyta; Magnoliopsida; Lamiales; Acanthaceae.